This is a messenger RNA of Paramecium octaurelia, 8430 nucleotides long. Lineage: Eukaryota; Ciliophora; Oligohymenophorea; Peniculida; Parameciidae. The record is from the annotation of a GenBank genome assembly.
AUGAACCAAAAUCGCGAAACCACCCGUAAUUAGUCUUAUCGAUAAAAAAAGUAAUAUUUUUAUAGUAUUAUAACAUAGAAACGAUACUCGUUCUCAUGCACCUACCUUUGAAAAUCUUUAGGCAAGAAUAAGGGAUUUUUCUUAUAAUAGACUAUAUAAUGCUGUGUCAAAUUAAAAAAGAAGUGAAUCUACACACUCCCAGAUUUAACAUCAAGACUUGUAGUAGAUGUAUCUUAUUCUUUUAUUAAAGAAUUAAAAAUAUACUAGACAAUGGAGCGAAAUCAUAUAGCAGUGGAUUCAAAUUGAGUGAUAUCCCUUAUUCUCCUUAGUUACAAUCUACAAAUCAAUUAUUUUAAUCGCCUAAAUAGUUUGAAUCUAGUAAUCAGAAGCAAUCUGUGAAAAAGCAUGAAGACAAACUUGAAAUAUUUGGAUUGCAUUCAGAUAAACGUAAGAGAAAGGAUGAUCAAAAUAACAAAAAUGAUUAAUUUUCAAUUGAAUACGCUAAAUUAAAAAAAUAAUAGGAACCAAUUUCUAAUGCAAGUAGAAAUUAAUUACCAGAUUUAGUCAGAAUAGCUCAAUAAACAUCAACCGAUUACAAAACAAGUAUAAAUAUCAAAUAAGUAGUAUAAUAAGACGAUUUGAGAUACUAGAAUGUAAUUGAUACGGAUUAAAGUAAAGAGUAUGGCUCUAAAUAUUUGGAAUUGUAGCAAAAAUUAAAAAAGUCUAAUGAUUAAUGUAAUGAGUUAAAAAUAGAAAACAAAAAUCUUAAUAUUCAAGUAAAGGAUUUAUAAAAGAAACUAUAGACUUUUAAAGAAUACCAAAAGGAUUAGGAUCAAGAAUUGUAAUAUUUAUAAUAAUAAAUUGAAAAAUUUAACGAUAUUAAUAUUGAUUUGAGGAAUUAAAAUAAUGAAUUAUUGUAAGAAAUGCAAGAAUUAAAACAAUUUAACACUACUCAAAAACAUAAUAUUUAAUUAAAUGAAUUAAAUCUUUCAAAUAAAAUAAAAAAUUUAGAAAGUGAGAAAUCAAAAUUAAAAGAUGAUUACUAAAAAGCAUAAAUUGUACUUUCUAGAAUAAGAGAGGAAUCAGAUGAAAAACUUUAUGAUUUAUAAAAAUAAAUCCACACCUUAAAAGAUUAAAUUUAACAGUAAUCAAAUUAAUCAAGUUAAUAUUAAUAAGAAAUUAAAGAUCUAACAACUUAACUAAAUUAGUUAACCUAAGAAAAGUAAGAUUAAUUUGAUAAUUUCUUAUAAAUUAAAUAGACUUUAUUAAAUUAGAUUGAUACAUAAUUUUAAGAUCAUAAUGCAUAAUUAGAUGUUUAAAAACAAUAUGAACAGCUGAAGUAAGAAUAUCAAUCAUUAAAAAAAGUAAAUAAAAAGAUUUAAGAAGAUACAGAUAAAGAAAAGGAAAUCAUAUAAAAAUAAAAUGAAAACCUAACCUCUCAAAUAGUUUAGCUAUUAUAAAAAUCUGAGGAAAAUUAAAAUCGAAUUAUGGAAUUAGAAAGUUAUUUACAAUAGUAAUAAUUAUCUACUUAAGCAUCAUAAACACCUUAAAAUGUAUAUCAAGAAUAAUAAUAAUAACAUCUAUUGAAUUUAGAAAAUUAAUUGAGUGAGAAGAAAAACAUCAUAGAUUAAUUGAAUUAAUAAAACUCUUUGAUUCACUUAUAAUUAGAAGAGGCUAAUUAUUUAAAUUCUGAAUUGCAAAAGAAUUUGUUAUACUAUUAGGAUUAAUAUUCAAUUUUGAUAGAAGAAAAACAAGGUCUCACUAUACAGAUAGAUGAAUUGGGAAAAGCAAAAGAUUUGCUUGAAAAAUAAAUGGCUUUAAAAGAUUCUUAAAUAAAUUAGUUAUAAGAAUAUGUAAAUGAAUAGAAGUAAGAGUUUGAAUAAAUUCAAGAUGAUUUAUAUAUAUAAAUUGAUAAAGAAAAAUAGUUGUAUAAUAAUCAAAUUAAUUAAUUAGAAAAUUAGUUGUCAAAUUUCUAAACUGAAAUAGAGAGAUUAAAAGAAUAAAUAAAUAAUUAAAAAGACUUAAUAGACAAUUUAAAUGAUUAAAUCAAAAAAUAGAAUAAUUUGAUUUAAACUUUAAAUGAAGAUGUUGAUAAUAAUUUAUAAAAUAAUAACAAUUUGAAUGAUUAAUUAAAUGAUUUUGAAAGCUAAAACGAAUUACUCAAUACUAAAAUUGAUACUCUAAUUGGCGAUUUGAAGGUUAAAGAAGAUGACUACAAUUAAAUUAAUGAAUAAUUUAGAUAAUUAUAAAUUUAGCAUUUGUAAUUGAAUGAGUAAUUGUAAGAAGCAUUAGAUAGUCUAUAAUAGGGAAAUCAAUCAUCAUAGAUGGUUAAAUAGCAAUUAGAUGUAUCAAAUCAAUAACUUGAUCAAUUGCAAAUUUAAUUAUAGAAUACAGAGGAUGUUUUAUUUGGAAAAAGUGAACAACUUAAUUGGGCAAAGUCAGACUCUGAUUAAUUAAAGAAAGAAAAUUUAUAAUUAUAGCAAGAAAUUAUAUAUGCGAAUGAUCAAUUCAAUGAGCUUUAGUAUAAAAUCGAUACACUGAAAAAUGAAAAUUUAACUCUAAAGAAAGAUUUACAAAUAAAUGAAUUACAACUAAACAAAGAAAGAUAGGUAAAUUAGGAGUGCAACAGCAAAAUAGAGGAUUUAUAAAACCAGAAUUAAAUAUUAAUUGAAGAAAGCGACAAUCUACAAGACGAAAUUCUUAAAACGAAUGAAAGAAUCAAGACUUUAGAUUAAUUGUUAGAAAAUCAAAAUAAAUCCUAUUCAUUAUUAUAAAAUUGUUUGGAUAAUCUUAAAUUGAAAAAUGAAGAAUUAUAAUAAUAAAAUGAGAAUAUAUUUUUAGAAAAAUAAAGUUAAAAAGAUGAAUAUUAAUAAUUUCUCUAUUAAGACAAUAAAUUAAUUUAAGUUUACUUAAAUAAAUACAAAAGUUUUUAAUCUAAAAAAUAACAUGAUUAAAGUCAAUAACUCGAGGAAGAAGCAUAUGAUGAAGAAAUAGAUUAAGAAGCUGAUAAUGUAAAUUUAAUAUAAGUUGAUUUAAAUCAAUAACAACAACUUUUAUAAAAUGGGAUACAAAAUUUAAUUGGCAUCAUCAAAUUCUAAUAAGAUAAAAUCUUAAACCUCAAGGCUGAAUAAAAUUUGAAUAAUUAAUAAAAAUAAUUUGAAUAAAAAGAGCAAGAAUCUUAAACUUGUGAAAAGCAAAUUCAGAAUUAAAAAAAUGAUAAUUUAUUAGAUAUUUAUGAUUAAAUCAAUUCAUCAGCCAAUGAGAUUAAAGUAUAAUAAAAUAAUGAAAAUGUCUCAGAAUUACAAAAUGGAAAUUUAAUUGAGGAUGCUAAGUUGCCAAAUAAUUAGGAAGAAUGGCUUAAUGCAAUAGAAAAUUUAAGAGAUCAAAUUAAAAACUAAGAAUAAGAAAUUAAUUAAUUACUUUAAGAUAAUUAAGAAUAUUAAAGUAAGAUAGAAGAUCUUCAAAAGAUUACUGAAUCCUAAAGAAAAAACUAAAUAGACCAAGAUAAUUGUAAUAAUUAAUAAAAAGAAAAAAUUGAAUAAGAUUAAUAGAGAAUUUUAGAUUUUGAAAAUAUGUUGCUAUAAUUAAAAUAAGAGCUCUAAGAUAAGGCAAAUUUAAUUUAAAGCUAAGAAUAACAAAUUGAAGAACUGAUAUCAUAAAAGUUAGAUAUCAAUUCCAAAUUAACUGAUUAAAUCUCAUAAAAUGAGGGAUUAAGCGCUAAAUUCCAUCAUUAAUCGUAAGAAUUAUUAGAUCUUUAGUAAAAUUUACUACAGUUACGUUAAGAAUAAGAAAUUACAAUAUAAGGUUUAAAUUAGCUAGAAAAAAAGAAUUUAGAAUCAGAACAGCGAAUAUUAGAACAGAAGUUAGAAGUGGAGAAUCUUUAGGAAAAAUUGUCAAAUAUAACAUAAACUAAAAAUAUUCUAGAAUCAAAUUUAAAUGAACUAAAAAAUAGUGAAAAGGCUCAAAAAUUAGAAUUAUUAAAACUAGAAUCUAAACUUUAAGCUCUUCAAGAAGAAACCUAAACGCAAACGAAUAGUUUAAAAGAGGAAAAUAUAAGAAUGUAAGGCUUAAAAGACACUUUAGAAAUGUAAAUUCAAGAUUUAAAAUCAGAAAAUAUUGAUCAACUUAAAUAAAUUUAAUAGAUAAAUGAAAAAUAUAAUUUAAUAAAUGAAUAAUUCACUUAAUAAUAGAAAAAUUUAAGUUUGUUUGAAUAAACAAUCAAUGAAUAAAGAAAUCAAAUAUAGAAAAUUGAUACAUAUAAUGGAUAAUUAUUAGAGAGUUAAAAAUAAUUAAAGUAAGAGUUUGAUACAUUAACAAUAGAGCAUGAAUAGCAAAUACUACUUUAGAAUUAAUUAGUAAGAGAAAAGGAGUAACAAUUAUCAUAGAUUAAUUAGUAAUUUUAAAAAGAAAUAGAUAUAUUAAAGAUUCAAAAUUAAGAUUUAUCUUAAUAGAAUUACAAAUUGGAAUAGAAAAUUAAAGAAUCAUAACUCAUUAAUGAUCAAUUGAUUGAUUAAUAAAAUAUAAACUUAAAAGUCCAAGAAAAUGAAUUAAAGCAAUUAUAUUUUCAGGAAUAACAAAAAAAUUUUAAACUUGAUAUAAAAAUAAAUGAAGCCUCUCAUAAAAUAGAAUCACUUUAAUAGCUGAAUGAAUAGCGAGAAGAAAAAAUUUAGGAUUUAUAAUAAUAACUAAAUGUAUUGGAAGAACAGAAUGUAGAUUUACAUAAGGUUAAUAAUGAAUUAGCUUAAAAUAAUCAUAUUUAAGAAUAGAAGUUAUAAAAACUAAAAUAAAAAAGUGAAAAUUAACUAUAAAAAUUUACAGAUCUAGCAAAUGGAUAAGAAUUAAAUUUGUAAAAAUUAAAUAAUCCAACUUAGCAAUUAAAUUUAUUGCAAUAGAAAUUUUAAUAAUUGGAAAUUACACUUUUAAGAUUUCUACCAAAAUUAAAAUAAAAAAUAUUAUCAUAAUAAGAUUUACUAAGUUAGUUAAAAAUCACUAUAAAUUAACACAAAAAUAAUAUUGAUGAUUUAAAUCAAUAAUUAUUAAAAGAAUAUGAUAAAUCAAAUUAAUUUAAUGAUUAGCUACUGUAAAAUUAAGAAUUAAUCUCAAAAUUAUAAAAUCUAAUUGAAGAAUUAGAAAUUGAAAAAUAGUAGAAUAUAGCUAAACUAGAAAAAUAAGCUGAUGUAAUUGAAUAAAUGAGGGCUGAAAAUGCACUGUUAUCACAAUAAAAAUAGGAGCAUGAAAAUAAAUUAAAAUAACUUUAAUCAGACUUUUUAGAUUAAUAAUCAUAAUGGAACUCUGAAAUCCAAUAAAAAAUAUAAGAGAAUUAAACAACAAAGAAUGAAAAUGAAAUUUUAAAUCAGGAAUUAACAAAAAAAAAUGAAUAAAUUUCAAGUUUGAGUAAAGAAGUUGAAUAAUAAUAAAGUAUUACUAGGUGCGAAUAAGAAAUAUUAAUUUCAAAAUAUCAAUAAGAAUUAAAAAUAAUUGAAGCUAAAAUCUCAGAGUAACAAAAUAAUUUCUCGAAUAAUAUAUUAAAAAGGCUAUUAGAUAUUACUGAAAAGUAGAAUUACUAUUAAGAAAAAUAAACUCUUCGUCUUAAUUUUAUAUAGAAGAAAUUUAGCAAAGAGUAGGAAGUAAACAACAAGUUAAACAUUGAAUUAAAUUAAAUUUAGAUGGAAAUGAAAUAAUUGAUAGAGAGAAGUUUAGUUUAAUCAAGUUCACUUAAUUAAGAAAUUUAGAUGUUGCAAGAUGACCUUAAAAUUGAGAGAGAAGCCAAUGUUUAUUUAAAUUCAUUAAUUGUCCAAAUGAAACAAUAGGUUAUUGAACUUAACAAUUCUAUUAACUAAAAGGAUUAAGAAAUAGAAUCUUUAAAACAAAUAAAUGAUAAAUUAAAUGACCAAUAAAUAAUUGAAAAAUAAGAGUUAUUAAAUAAUUUUAAAAAUAUUCAAGAAUCCAAUUCUUAGUCUAAACAGUAGAUUUAAUAGUUAUAAGAUCAAAUUAAUAACAUUAAUGAAAUUCUUUUAGUUAAGGAUUAGGAAAUUAAAGAUUUAAAAUACACUUUAUCAGACUAAGAAAAAGAGAUUAGUUAAAGAGCUUAAGUAUAUGAAAUUAAAAAUGCUGAGUUAUAAAAUAUAAAAGAGGAAAGUCUCAAAAAUCAAAAGUGCAAGGAUAAAGAAAUUUUACACCUAUAGUAAAAUUUAGAAUAAUAAAAAAUAAAUUAUGAAAGAGAAUCUUUAGUUCUACAGAGGAAUCUGGAAUAGCUAUAGAUAAAUCUGAAAUAAAAGGAGGAAGAAAUAUCAAAAAUUAAUUCAGCUAAUUAUGAAUUAUAAGUGAGUAAUAAGGAAUUAUAAGAUUAAAAUAAGAAACUAAAGGUUGAAUUAAUACAACAAGAACAGAAUUUAAAUUUGAGGAUUACUAAUACAGAAGUAAUUAUUGAACAAAAGGAUAAUGAAAUUUAAUUAAAAUAAAAUGAAUUUAAUGUUUUAAAAUAAUCGAUUAAUACUUAUGAAGAAAGAUAUAAUUGUGAUUAAUAAAUUAUAUAAAAAUAAUUGUUUGAAUUAGAAAAUUUGCAAAAUCAAAUUGAAGAUUUAAAAAAAGAAGAAGAAUUUACAAAAUUGGAAUUUCAAUAACAACUGAAAUUUGCAAGUUUAGAAUUAUAAAAAUAAAACAUUGAUUAAUUUGAUGAGAUAUCUCUAUUAAAUAAUGAUAUUGAGAAAAAAGAGGGCAUUGAUGAAAAUAAAUAGAAUUCAGAGGAUGUAGACUAAUAUAUAGAUCUAAUGUCCCAAAGAUAAAGAUAGACUAAUGAAGUAGAUUAAGAAUUAUUAAACGAAGAAAGGGUUCUUUUAUAGAAAUUGAGAGAAGAAAAUAACAUUUAAAGAAAAUAACUAGCAGAUUAAGAUAAAGAAUUAUUUAUAAAUAAUUAAAGGAUUCUUGAUCAUGAACAAACAAUAUUGAAUCUACAAUCGGAAUUAUAAGCAAGAAAUAAUAAUAAUGAAUAACUAAGGCCUUUAGGUAAUGAAAUAAAUUAAUAUGAAGGACAAAUAGAUUAGGAUUCAGAAUAAUAGUAAUUUGAAUAAAAACAAUAUUAACGAAAAGAUAGGAAUUUAGAAAUUUAAUAAAUACCAAAAUUAAGGGAAGAAAAUGAAAUUUUAAAAAGAAAUUUAUAAGAUUUAUAAGAAGAAUUAAAAGUAAAUAAUUAGAAAUUAGAUGAUCAUUUACAAACCAUUGAUAAUUAACAAACUGAACUAUAUAAAAUGAAAGAAAAACUUGAGAAUUUUGAAAAUAAGCAUAUGGAUAAUCAAGUAUCAUAAGUGAGUAAUAGAUCAAAGUUAAGUUAAGAAUAAAUUCGCUUUGAGCAAUUAGACGACAUUGAUGUUGAAGAUUAAGAUGUAGCUGAUGAUGAUUCAUUUGAAUAAAAAGAGAAUAUAAUUUAAUAACAUUAAUUAAAUUAAAAUCAAUACGAAUAAACAAAUACAAUAAAUGAAUUACAAGAAGAGAUUAAAUAAUUAAAAGAAUAAAUUAAGUAUACCAAUUUUAAAUAUAUUUAAGAUUUCUUUAAGAUUUAAUUAAUAGAGGAAGCGCGCCAAGUCCAAUUUAUAAUAGAGAAUCUGAUCCAAAUUCAUCCUCAAAAAUAGCAUAAGAAACAGAAAAACAUAGAUAAGAUUUAUAAAAUCAACUGUAUGAGAAAGAUUUGACAUUCACUCAUAAUAAAUCGAAAAAUUAAGUUCUUUUAGAAUUUAACCAAGAUGAAGAGAUUCAAGCAGGAGAUGAUUUAGCUGAAGACAUCAUGUAAGAACAGAAGGCUAAAAGUGAUUUGGCAAAUGAUAUACAGAAUGAAAUAAAAUAUCUAACCAAUGAAAACAAUAAAAAAAAUACUAAAAUUAGUACUUUGGAGAAAGAGAAAAAGUAUAAAUAAUCAAAUUAAUUUUAAUAGAGACAGUUCAAUACAAAUAGUUUAGUUAUAGGAAUAAAAAUAAAAGUUAGAGUAAAUGACUUUCAAUUUAUAAUCUGCAAUUGCAGAAUUAGAAAGGUAGACUAUUAUUACUAUUAAAAUUUAGUUAAAAUAAAGAAUUAUAAAUUUAGAUUUAAUAAUAAAAGAUUGUUGCUGAAGAAGCUUCUUAAAAAUUAUUGCAAUAAUUCCAAUAACAAAAGAAUGAUUAAGCUUAAGAAUUAAACACUUUUUAAAACUAGUAUGAACAAUUAAAAGGAUUAAAUCAAAAAUUCUUCUAAGCUAUAUUAAAUAAGUAACAUGAAAUAUAUGUUUAUUGUAGAACUCCUGAGGUUGCAGAAUAUUUCCUAGGUAUUAUUUUGAGUAUGAUUGAAAUGACAGAUAAAUAAGCAAUUUGUUAAGAAUUGUUUGUCAAAUCUGAUGAAAAGAAAGAUAAAAAAACUAAAAGCAAGAGCAAGGGAAUAAAAGGAUGGCUUGAUAAAUUUUGA